This is a messenger RNA of Saccostrea echinata, 348 nucleotides long. Its product is annotated as large ribosomal subunit protein eL36-like. The record is from RefSeq and is a predicted model, not a curated record. Lineage: Eukaryota; Metazoa; Mollusca; Bivalvia; Ostreida; Ostreidae. Bases 10 to 333 code for a protein of 107 amino acids. Gene Ontology annotation, biological process: cytoplasmic translation. Gene Ontology annotation, molecular function: structural constituent of ribosome. Gene Ontology annotation, cellular component: ribosome; cytosolic large ribosomal subunit. The transcript has 4 exons.
UCAUUCGCCAUGGGUAUCAAAUAUAAUAUGGCUGUUGGCCUUAACAAGGGCCACAAGACCAUUCCUUUGAAAGCUGGCAGAAAAACAAGGCCCACAAGAAGAAGAGGGGCAUUAACCAAGCAUGCUAGAUUUGUCAGAGACUUAGUGAGGGAAAUCACAGGAUUCGCUCCCUAUGAGAGACGCAUGCAGGAAUUGCUGAGAAUUCAGAAGGACAAAAGAGCACUCAAAUUUGCCAAGAGAAGGCUUGGAUCACACAUCCGUGCCAAAAGGAAGAGAGAAGAAAUGCAGGCCGUCUUACAGAAAAUGAGAAAAGCACAGAAAGAACAGAAAUAAAUUAACUCCUCUCUU